Messenger RNA from Carica papaya (papaya), 581 nucleotides. RefSeq lists its product as uncharacterized. NCBI's taxonomy places the organism in Eukaryota, Viridiplantae, Streptophyta, Magnoliopsida, Brassicales, Caricaceae. The record is from RefSeq and is a predicted model, not a curated record.
UUAAUCACCCUCCAUCCAUCUUCUCCUCCUUUAUAUAUAUCAUAUCCAACCUUGGCUUUAAAACAUUGCUCAGAACAAUCCAUGGAGAUCAAAUCUGCCACCAUCUUCAUCUUCCUCAUCCUCAUCCUCCCACUUUCUUUUUCAACAGGAGGAUUGGAUUCUGAGAUUUACGAAAUCGAUUAUAGAGGGCCAGAAACACACUCAUCAAUUCCUCCGCCAGAUCAUUCUCAUGGCAGGCGACCUUUCAUCCACCACAAAACAGCUCGUCGAUCUCCCAAACCCAACUCCUUAACGCCUGCAAAUCUACCAACAAAUGGCAAGAAAAACAUUCAUGGAUGAACUACUUAUUAUGGAUGGGUGGUUGAAGAUCAUAUAUGUAUACUUACCUCAUGGAUGCUGAUAUAUAUAUAUAUAUACACAUAGAAGAAAAAGAGAGAAAAUGCAUGGUAGAUAUGGGUGCCAGUCAUGUAAUUUGCGAUUGUACCUUCAUUAUGCAUAUUGUAUGUCCUCCUUUUACUCGUUACCUUCACUUGCUGUAACUUUUUAGUAAAUUAAUGUAAGAGAAUUUACUCUUAACAUAA